Drosophila melanogaster (fruit fly) is the source of this 875-nucleotide messenger RNA. RefSeq names its product spermathecal endopeptidase 1 (gene Send1). The record is from RefSeq and is marked reviewed. Gene Ontology annotation, biological process: proteolysis. Gene Ontology annotation, cellular component: extracellular region. Gene Ontology annotation, molecular function: peptidase activity; hydrolase activity; serine-type endopeptidase activity. The transcript has a single exon. The coding region runs from base 11 to 778 and encodes 255 amino acids. Lineage: Eukaryota; Metazoa; Arthropoda; Insecta; Diptera; Drosophilidae.
CGAGCUCACAAUGUUUUCCAAGUGCUUUCAUUUGCUUUUGGCAGUACAUUUGCUGAUUUCUCCGGUGGUACCUGUCCUUUUGGAGCCAUCUGAACGCAUCAUCGGCGGAAGCAGCAUGGACAUCACUGAUGUUCCGUGGCAGGUGUCCUUACAGUACUACGGCGAACAUUUUUGCGGCGGAUCCAUCUACAGUAAAACCAUAAUUAUAACAGCUGCCCACUGUAUUAAAGAAGGUGAACGCUCAAUUCGAGCAGGAUCCUCGCUGCAUGAUAGCGGAGGAGUUGUGGUGGGAGUGGAAGCAUAUAUCAUUCACCCACAAUUUGAUAAACAUAACAUGGAGAACGACGUGGCUGUCCUCAAACUGAGCAGUCCUUUAAGUUUUUCCGAUUCCAUACAAACAAUUCCCUUGGCCGAGACGGAUCCUCCCACGUCGUCUUCGGCGCUAGCCACUGGCUGGGGACGUGGAAAUUUUUUAAUUCGACCACGACAACUUCAGGGAGUUGAAAUCCUUAUUCGGCCGCUGAUCGUGUGUAAAUUGAAAUAUGGCAACGGUGUGUUCAAUGAGGACAUCUGCGCGGGAAGAAUGGGAAAAGGCGGCUGUUAUGGAGAUUCCGGUGGACCCUUGGUCUUCAACGGCCAGCUAGUGGGGAUCACAUCGAGAACGGGAAACAUUGUUUGCUUGGGAUCUUCUCUGUACGCUAGUGUGGCGCGUUAUCGUAACUGGAUCCUUAGUGCCAUCGAUGUAUUGCAUUUUCAAGCACCCGCUACAAAUGUGUAAUUUACGACAUUCCAACUUAACGUUCGCAGCAACAAUUACUGUUGUUCAUAAAUCAAGUUUUAUAAAAUAAAUACAUUGAAUAAUUUUACAAAACUAC